AUGUUCGAGUUGUUCUGGCCGGCGAAAUGUUGCGACGACCUCGGCGUGUUGUUUUCCGUGUGGCUGGUCGCGUCGUGCGUUUACAGUUUCGCGCGGGCCUCGAAGAUCACGUGCAUCUUGGAAAAAUGCGACGACCUGAUGUCCAACAUAACCGUGCCCAUGUUCCCGCGGACCGUGGCGUGCAUGUGCGCGGUGGCCGUGAUCGCGUACACGUGCCAACGCGCCAGCAACAGAUCCGCCGAGUACGAAGAAAGAAUCGAACGGUACGCGGUGUGCUUUCCGAUGGGCGUUCGCAAGGCAAACUCGCGGCGUGUUUACACCGCGCUGGUGGCGGCCGUUUACGCGACAGUGACGGUCCCAGCCUACGCGUACAGGAUUUAUCUGUUCUGCAAGCUGCACGAAGGCCGGGAACUGAUCGCGUUUUACGUACUCUUGUACGGGCAGAACUUUGUAACGUGCCUGUCGGAAUUACGGUUUUUGCUGUACUGUUUCGAGCUGUUCCAACACUUUCAGCUGAUCAACGAGGAAAUAUCCGCGAUCAAGUCGAAAACGAUCGUCGCCAACAAAUACCCGCUGGUAUUGCGGUCCGACGAGUACCGCCGAGCCGGCAACAACGUCAUCGGUUCGGCCACCGCCACCAAAGACGAUCGCGGCGUUCCGCACCGGUUAAAACAGUACCUGNUUUUUACAGUUUUCGUGAAAACCAAACCUUAA
Cinara cedri is the source of this 714-nucleotide messenger RNA. NCBI's taxonomy places the organism in Eukaryota, Metazoa, Arthropoda, Insecta, Hemiptera, Aphididae. The record is from the annotation of a GenBank genome assembly.